Molecule: messenger RNA, 348 nt
Organism: Penicillium longicatenatum
Lineage: Eukaryota; Fungi; Ascomycota; Eurotiomycetes; Eurotiales; Aspergillaceae
Product: putative adhesin
Exons: 1
Coding region: 1-348 (115 amino acids)
Molecular function (GO): calcium ion binding
Source: RefSeq, a predicted model, not a curated record
AUGCACUUCACAACCAUCGCCAUUCUCCUGACGGCAACAAUUGCCCUCGCAAACCCGGCACCCCCAACAUGCGGCACCUGCAACCCACUCUCCGGUCAGAACAGUUGUGACGUAACCACCUCGUGCAUCAACACUGGCUCGACCUUCCACUGCGCCUGCCGCGCGGGAUACAAGGCCUCGCACCAGAACAAGAAUAUCAACAAGCAGUUCCGUCUUGACAUGCCGAACUAUGAAUUCUUGGUGUUUGUGCCGCAGAAUACAGUCUGUGACACGCUUUGUGAUGAUCCUUAUGGAGCUCCGUCUACUAUUUGUAAUGAGGUGCCCAUCUACAACAAGUGUCAGGUUUAA